UGUGCCAGAUUGCGUUUCAUGGGAAUUCCGACUCAAGAAGAAGAAGGUGAAGUCGAUGCGGCGGCUCUUUCCCAAGCUCAUCUAAUAGCUGUGGAUGACCCGGUUGGUUGUGUGGUGUUUCAUAUAAGACAUUGUAAAGACUUUUCCAAUACUUUGGUUCUAAAGAAGAGAAUGCUGCUGGUUAUUCGGAUCACUGUGGGUGAAGUCAUGAAGUGUACCAUGCCACACCACCUGAGGGAACUCCUGAAAAUGAAAAAGUCAAAAAUGGUCAUUCCCUUUGAAGAAGUCAAAUAUUUCUGUGUCCAGAUUCCUAGAGGGAAGAAUGAUGUAAGGAACAAGGUCAUUGUUGAGCUACUGGGGAUUGAGCGAAUGAGUGACAGCCAAAAACUCCUCGGGCGAACAAAUCUUCAGCUUAUUGAUAUUGUCCAACAAGUUUCUGUCUCGGACAUGUAUGAACUCGGGAUCAAGAAUCUGCAUGUUUGCAAUCUUGAUAUGUCGAUAGACUUUUCCUAUGGCUAUUUCGGAUAUGGAUACUCGAAUCAGCUGAAGAGAUUUGACAAAGAGAAACAGAAAAUCCAGGAGACCUCCCUCUUCCUCCGGAUACCCCCCUUGGAGAGCAGGAAGGACCAGGUGUACAAUGUGAUUACCUACCAGCCCAUGCCAUUCCCAGCAUUCCUACCUGAUGAUCUCCACGUGUCUCUCAGCAGAGAGAGAGACAGAGAUAGGGAAACUAUGUCAAAAGAGCCAUCGGAGUACCUCACAAAAGUUCCCAGAAAAGUCUUGCAGCACAUGAAGUCGAGAAAAAGAUUGGAUCGCCUGAGGCAGGAGUUAAAUGAGAAGCAAACUCAGGAACAGCGAAUGGAAUUCUUGGAACACCUGAUCCUGAGGAAAAUGGGGAAAUCAGGAAAAAUGCUGAGGUCAGAGAGGAAGGGAACUGUCUGGAGUAGUUUAACAGAAAGAAAAGCAUCUAUUUCUAUUAUACCAAAACCAGCCGAUCUAACAGGUAGUGGAGGCAUCGCUUUGGAAGAACAAGUGAACGAGCGUCGUUCUCCUGAAGUUGAAGAACAGAAGGUGCACGUUGAGCAAACAGUCUCCAGCCCCUUAAAAGUGCAAAGCUCUCCAGACCAGAUGACAGCCAGGCCAAGCACCCACAGAGGCUCACUAUUCACAAUUAUUUCACCCUUCUCUGCCCCGGCUGUUACACUUUCAGAGGAACCUCAGGAAAGCAAAUAUUUCAAGUCGAUGAAUUUUGCCUCAAUUGUCACUUUAUACAAGCCAUUUCUAAGAUUCCUGAAUUCAAUUCAAAGAUUUUCUCAGAGAAUGCGGAAGUUGGAGGUGCCAUCGUCUGAGACAUCAGAAAUGGAUAACUCUCAAAUAGAAUCCAUUAACACUACACCACAAUCAACAAGAAUGCCUUCACUGAGCCAAGAACAGGAUCAGGAAAGCGUAGACUUUUCAAGAUACCUUCAAAACAUACCUCCCCGUCCGGAGAUAGUGAAACCAGAAGAGGACAAGCUGAUGAGGGAUGUACAGACAGACAGAUUAGCAUUUAAGUCCAAGAGCUUAACACGUAUGUAUAACUAUCCUACAGUGGACAUUUCUGAAACAGCCUCCAUGUAUUCAAUAAUCGAAACUCAUGAAGAUGCAAGCUCUAUCAAAGUUCCAGAAAGCAGUGAGCUUCAGGAAAUGUCCAUCAGCUUCCUAACAUCCAGCCAUCCAGUGCCUCUGCAAGUCCUCCCACCAUCUGAAGAUACCUUGAGAAGGGAGGGUGAUGAACAGAAAAAUAUUCCGGAAACCGUACCUUCAUCAGAACCUUAUUCCCUGUUAGAAAUGGACUCAUCUGAAAUAGGACCAGUGUGGCUUGACAUGAAGCAGAAGAAGAUUCCAGAGAGCAUCAUAUCAAUGGAAAUUACGUCAGACUUAACAACCAGCCUGGAAGAUGUGGCUGAAAAACGAAGAACUAGUUCCAUACUGGACUUUGAAGAUGAGGGAAUUCUCCAACUAUAUAUGCCUGAAUUAGAGUCUGAUGUGACAUCAGAAGCAAGUGCAUUGCUCUCACGUCACCCACUCUCACGUCGAGACUUCGUCACGCCUGAAACCUCACCCAAUGUGAGAGAACGUGAGGAGAUUGAACAAUGGGAAAUGAUCUUCCAACAAAGUCUUUUCAAACCAGAAGUUUCCCACAAGAAACCGUUGACAGAAGUAAAUGACGAUCUAGAACAAGUUGUCCAGCACCCAGAGAGUCAGACACCAACUGACCAACGCAAGCGUAUCCCCAUUGUUGUGGUAGACACCAAUUUCCCCGACACUUGGUUCACAUCAGGAGAAGUGCUUUCUGGGAUACCUCAUCCCCAAAAGCAGCUUGGCAGACAUGAAAACCUGCCUCAAUCAACACCUAUUACAGGCUGGGACUCAGACAGUGAACUGAAGACAGAAAAUAAAAUGUUGUAUUUAAUAGACACAGACUUGCCAAAGACAUGGACCAAACCAUUAGAGAUACAAGACAUCAAGGAUCCAGAGGGAAAUGGAACUUUGGCCCUCAGUGAAUUACAGCUGGAAUAUGAAAAGAAAAAUGCACAAAAAGCUCACAGACCAGCAUACACAAAAAGCCUAUCCUCAGCUUCAUCACUGAAUGUUUCAGAGAUUGAAUCAGAAGCUGAAGAAGAAGCUGGAGAUGAGUUACUUUUCUGGGGAUAUCAGAGACGUGCACAUAAAGCAUCCACUCCAUCCAGCCUAACUGACAUAUCGACAUUUGUAUCACCGAUGGCCUCGGAAAGUGAAACAGAUCUUGACGAAAAUGCAUUCAGAACGCGUCAGGAAUAUAAACAGAGCUUGUAUUUGCCGCAGUCUAACGUUUUACAGGCAGGUUCAUUAAGUGAUGCAGACGAUGAAUUCCUCAUGUCACUGAAAUCUUAUAAGAAAGUGUUAGCAACAUUGAAUUUCAAAACAGAUGUGAAUCGAGUGGAAUCUAAUGAGGAAAGAAAAGUGAAUUCAAAGAGUGAGGAGCAGACUGAUCAAGAGUUGGAAACUUCCAUUUCGUACUGCAGUGAUUUGGAUCAGUCACAACAGCCCAUAUCUGGGGAAACAAGUGAAGGAGAGAGUGAACAGCUGGGCGUGUCACCUUUAACAAGGCAAUACUCUCUCGAUUGGUCAAGCAUUAACGUUUCAUUACAAUCUAUCGUGGUACAACAAGAGAAAAUUGAAAUAAAGCAAAGAAGACGUCAUUCGGUGGCUUUUUCACCGAGUACAAAUUCACUCCCAUUUCAUUUGGUGAGAGAAAUCAAACAAGAACAAGGACAGCCUCCAGAACCCAUCAAACCUGAUGUGGGUUAUCAGAAAUAUUCAUCAAAGCAAGAUGAAGUAGCAGGCACCCCCUCAGAGCUGCCAGUUCCUCAGAAAUAUUUAUCAAGACGGCAAAGUGUGGAUGUGAACGCAUUGAGCCUCUCACCAGCAACAUUCGUAAAUCCAGAGGAGGAUGGAAACCAAGAUGAUGCAGAAGAGAGCUCCGCACAAGCCUCAGCAGCUCAGAGAUUUUUAUCAAGACGACGAAGUGUGGAUGUGAACACAUUGAGCCCCUCAUUAGCAGCAUUUGUAAAUCCAGAGGAGGAUGAAAACCAAGAUGAUGCAGAAGAGAGCUCCGCACAAACCUCAGCAGCUCAGAGAUAUUUAUCAAGACGACGAAGUGUGGAUGUGAACACAUUGAGCCCCUCACCAGCAGCAUUUGUAAAUCCAGAGGAGGAUGAAAACCAAGAUGAUGCAGAAGAGAGCUCCGCACAAACCUCAGCAGCUCAGAGAUAUUUAUCAAGACGACGCAGUGUGGGUGUGAACUCAUCAGCAACAUUCAUAAAUCCAGAGGGGGAUGGAAACCAAGAUGAUGCAGAAGAGAGCUCCGCACAAACCUCAGCCGCUCAGAGAUAUUUAUCAAGACGACGCAGUGUGGGUGUGAACUCAUCAGCAACAUUCAUAAAUCCAGAGGGGGAUGGAAACCAAGAUGAUGCAGAAGAGAGCUCUGCACAAACCUCAGCCGCUCAGAGAUAUUUAUCAAGACGACGCAGUGUGGGCGUGAACUCAUCAGCAACAUUCAUAAAUCCAGAGGGUGAUGGAAAACAAGAUGAUGCAGAAGAGAGCUCUGCAAAAACCUCAGCAGCUCAGAGAUAUUUAUCAAGACGACGAAGUGUGGAUGUGAACACAUUGAGCCCCUCAUUAGCAGCAUUUGUAAAUCCAGAGGAGGAUGAAAACCAAGAUGAUGCAGAAGAGAGCUCCGCACAAACCUCAGCAGCUCAGAGAUAUUUAUCAAGACGACGAAGUGUGGAUGUGAACACAUUGAGCCCCUCAUUAGCAGCAUUUGUAAAUCCAGAGGAGAAUGAAAACCAAGAUGAUGCAGAAGAGAGCUCCGCACAAACCUCAGCAGCUCAGAGAUAUUUAUCGAGACGACGAAGUGUGGACGUGAGCUCAUUGAGAUCAUCGUUGAAAGCGUUUUUAAUUCCACAGGAGGAUGGAAACCAAAAUGGAUUAGCCGAGGGGUCCUCACAAUCUGCAGCAGCUCAGGAUCUUUCAGACAGCGAUCACAAGCUGGAUUUAGUCAAGCAAUUAUCAUCAGGUUCAAUGAAAGAGGCAGAUCAUCCAAUUCUGAAAAAGGCCUUAAAGCGCAAGAAACAUUCAGCAAGACGUCAUACUAUGGACUGGUCAAAGUUGGAAGCUGACAAAGACCGAGAUGAAUCUAAAUUCACUAAACGUGCCUCAACGUCUAAGAAAUCUUCAAGGAAACGUUUCAGUCUGGAUUUAUUAAACUAUAGAUCUUCGUUGAAAUCGAUUCAAAGUGCAGAGAGUGAUCAGGACGGAGAUGAAGGAAGAAAAUCCCCCAGGUUCUCGUUUGCCUCUGAUGUUACCGGACAACAUUCCAAAACAAAGGCCACGGCUGAGGAAGGCGAGCACCAGGGGAGUUCCCAGCAGGAACAGGAACCUCCAACACAGCCCGAUUCUAGUCUGGACUCAGUGAAAAGGAAACUUCCUAAGCACCAGCUUCCCAGAUCUGAGAGUGAGUCAUCGCCUGAUCAAAAUGAAACAAUCUCCAAAUCUCCAGCCACAGCUGAUGAGGUCAACCGUGAAAAGACUGAGCAACAGGAAGGGGAUGGUGGGCAGGCAGUGCUGGAGUCUGAUAGUAAUCCACAAAUAUCGGAAGCUGAAGUUUCUGGAAAAGUAUCUGAUACUUCCAGUGAUCAAGCUGCAACCAAGGUUCUUGGACAGGCUCCUGAGGGUGAAGACAUUUUUGAAAUUAUGAUUUCCUCGGCAAUGAAUGAACUGGAGAUGGAAGCAAGUGAUACUGAAGAGCAGAGGCGCCAUUUGAAAACUGGUGACAGAUGUAAAAAAGUGAUUUUAUUUCCUGAAGUAGUGGUGACAGACCGAAAGCAAGGCAUCCUGGGCUUCAAAAUGCACAGAUAUGUACGAGAACAAGAGAAAGCAGUCGAUAAAAAACAUCACAAAGCGAAGACAGGAUCCACAAAGGGGCACUCCCAGCAAAAGGCAACGUGCAGAUAUGUACGAAAGGAUGAGCCUUCUGUGGAAAGGCUGGAUUCGGAACGCAUUCUGAAAGUGCUCCAUACGGAUAAUACAGUGCGUGUCCGGGGUACUAAUCCAGAAGGUGUGGCUGGCAAUACACCUAGCAAGCAAGAAACACAGCCACGUGAUGGUGCUGAAGAAUCAGCCCAAAAGACAUCAUCACAAGAGGCCUCCAAAAAGAAACCAACCCAAGAUGAUUGAAUAUUGUUAACUGUAAUAGAAGAUGGCCACCAGGAACAUUUCUGCUGAAGACAGGGAUGCACUAUUUGUUAAAUGUCUCCAUGUAGUCAUUUUCUGAGAUAAUGUAGUGUCUUGUUUUGAGGAUGUUUUGUCUGUCCUUAAUAAAGCUACAAAA
This is a messenger RNA of Chiloscyllium plagiosum (whitespotted bambooshark), 5914 nucleotides long. The record is from RefSeq and is a predicted model, not a curated record. Lineage: Eukaryota; Metazoa; Chordata; Chondrichthyes; Orectolobiformes; Hemiscylliidae.